Molecule: messenger RNA, 1041 nt
Organism: Suncus etruscus (white-toothed pygmy shrew)
Lineage: Eukaryota; Metazoa; Chordata; Mammalia; Eulipotyphla; Soricidae
Gene: NDUFAF5
Product: NADH:ubiquinone oxidoreductase complex assembly factor 5
Exons: 11
Coding region: 7-1032 (341 amino acids)
Biological process (GO): mitochondrial respiratory chain complex I assembly
Cellular component (GO): mitochondrion
Molecular function (GO): S-adenosylmethionine-dependent methyltransferase activity
Source: RefSeq, a predicted model, not a curated record
GAGAAGAUGCGGGCUUUUCGCGUCCUAUGCCCCUUAUGGCGGCCUUCGGGGUUCGGAGCCCAUACGGACAGCUUCGGCCUCGGCAGAUUCGCCUCCGGCCCGGGCAGAACCUCGACUCCUGUCCUGAAUAUCUUUGACCGGGCCUUGAAGCGGAAACAGAAGAACUGGGCGGCCCGGCGGCCGGAUUUAGCCAAGUUCGACUACCUGAAGGAGGAGGUUGGAAGUCGGAUUGCCGACCGAGUGUAUGACGUUUCCAGAGAUUUCUCCCUUGCUUUGGAUAUCGGUUGUGGGAGAGGUUACGUAGCACAGCAUUUGAAUAAGGAAGCUGUUGGAAAGUUUUUCCAAACAGACAUUGCAGAAAAUGCUCUGAAAAAUACCUUAGAAACAGAAGUCCCUACUGUAAGUGUUUUAGCUGAUGAAGAAUUUCUUCCUUUCCGUGAAAAUACAUUUGACCUGGUGGUUAGCAGUUUAAGUUUGCACUGGGUAAAUGACCUUCCUAGAGCACUUCAGCAGAUUCAUUAUGUUUUAAAACCAGAUGGAGUGUUUAUUGGUGCAAUGUUUGGGGGUGAUACACUCUAUGAACUUCGGUGUUCAUUACAGUUAGCAGAAAUGGAAAGGGAAGGAGGAUUUUCCCCACACGUUUCUCCUUUCACUGCUGUCAGUGACCUAGGACAUUUGCUUUCGAGAGCUGGCUUCAAUACUCUGACUGUGGACACUGAUGAAAUUCAAGUUAACUAUCCUGGAAUGUUUGAAUUGAUGGAAGAUCUACAAGGGAUGGGUGAGAGCAACUGUGCUUGGAACAGAAAAGCCCUGCUGCACCGGGACACAAUGCUGGCAGCUGCAGCUGUGUAUAAAGAAAUGUACAGAAAUGAAGAUGGUUCAGUGCCUGCCACAUAUCAAAUCUAUUAUAUGAUAGGAUGGAAGUACCAUGAUUCACAGGCAAAACCAGCUGAAAGAGGUUCGGCAACUGUAUCAUUUGGAGAGCUGGGAAAGUUAAACAACCUUAUGCCACAAGGGAAGAAAUCACAAUAAAUUUUUUUU